Ciona intestinalis (vase tunicate) is the source of this 1879-nucleotide messenger RNA. The record is from RefSeq and is a predicted model, not a curated record. NCBI's taxonomy places the organism in Eukaryota, Metazoa, Chordata, Ascidiacea, Phlebobranchia, Cionidae.
UUUAGAUAAAUAUGUUUUAUUGAAUUAAAAUUGUUGUAAACUGUCUGAAAUAUUUAUGUUUUUCGAAAAUCACGUGUAUGAAAACCUGUUAUUACUGUACGAUAAAACCUGUAAGUGUGCAAUAGUUUUGAAAUCUUUCUGGGAAACGUGCAAAUAAAUGCUACGAUCUGCUCUACGAAUUUUAUUGCGGCGUUACAGAUUCACCAGUAUACAGAAGCCAAACCAACUGUCAACAACCUCUAUUACACAACUCCCACACUUAACCAUGGAUGCCGCGAACAUAGCUAAAAUUGACGAUGGAAUUGACAUUAAGAACUCCGAGGGCAGUGAAGCAAACUCUGGUCUUGUGUCUGGACCAAAGAGAAAAGUUGCUAUGUUGUUCGCAUACUGUGGAGCAAACUACCACGGUCUUCAAAUGAACAGAGGGGAAAGAUGGAUCAAAACUAUAGAAGGAGAUUUAUUUCAAGCUCUUGUUGACGCUAAAGUUGUUCCUUCUAAUUGUGUGCAAGAACCUCACAAGAUGACGUAUAAAAGCGCAUCAAGGACAGAUAAGGGAGUUUCUACAUGUGGACAAGUUGCUUCACUCAAGUUAAGAUUGAACGAAAAUGUAGUUGGUUUGAUCAACCAACAUCUGCCAGAAGAUAUUGUUGUUAUGGCUGUGCGCCGCACAACCCAGGGGUUCAAUGCCCAACUUAAAGCAGAGGGCCGUACAUAUUCAUACACUCUCCCUACUUUUGCAUUCGCUGAUUAUGGGACGGGAAACACUUCGUAUAAAAUAACGGAAGACAAACUUCUGAAAGUAAAGUCAAUCUUGUAUCGAUACAAAGGGACCCAUUCCUUCCACAACUUUACCUCAGGAAAACGCAUGGGUGAAAUGAGCGCUCAAAGGUUUAUCAUUGAGUUUGAACAUGGGGACCCAUUCUUGGUGCAAAAUGUGGAAUUUAUUACAUUGACUAUAAAGGGUCAAAGCUUCAUGCUUCAUCAAAUCAGAAAGAUGAUCGGGUUACUAAUAGCAAUGGUGAAUGGAUUGGCCAAAGAACAACAUUUUAUUCGAGCGUUUUCUGAACCCCUUGAAGACAUACCUAAAGCUCCUGGAACGGGUCUUGUAUUGGAGAAAGUCCAUUACGAUGGCUUCAACAAAGGCCCAGCGAAGCAACAUGGUGGGGUCGACUUCACUGAUGUCCAAGACAAGAUUGAUGAGUUCAGAAAAACGAGGAUAUUUCCCUAUAUUUAUAAGAAAGAAAUUGAAGAGUCGUCCAUGUUGGACUGGUUGGAAACUUUGUCACGUCAUGAUUACUCGGGGAAAUCUUCCAAGGAACAAUGGGAGUAUCAAGUUAAAGAAUGGAGUAAAAAGAAAUUGGAAAAUGAAACAAAAACCGAAGACGCAACUGAAUCUGUGAAAGUUAAAUCACUAGUGCCACCUAAUGACUGUAAAUCUACUGAAUGCCUUCCCUUAGAUGGCAGUAAAGAGGAAUCGAGUUUGAAUAAAGAAACCAAUGACACAUCUGAAUCAAAAAAAUCUGAAAAAGUUGUAUCACUAACGCCACCUAAUGACUGUAAAUCUACUGAAUGCCUUCCCUUAGAUGGCAGUAAAGAGGAUUUAAGUUUGGAUAAAGAAACUCCUGGUCAUGAUGUCACAAACGGUUUGAAAAAUGAAGACUGUUCUGUUAACAAGAAACUUAAUGAGGUCAUGAAUGGGGCAAUUGUGACAUCAGAACCAGUAGCGAAAAAACAAAAGACUUCUAUGACAUAGCGAUAUAUGUGAUUGUCAUUUUUAACUGCCAUCGUUUUAUAAUAAAUUAAGUUUUGUGCAGAAAAUCAUUGUUUAUGUCGAGCUGUUGAAGCUAUUGUAGUGUGUGGAUAAACAGACAUGACUUUC